Messenger RNA from Penicillium nucicola, 1713 nucleotides. RefSeq names its product MFS transporter. The transcript has a single exon. Bases 1 to 1713 code for a protein of 570 amino acids. Gene Ontology annotation, molecular function: transmembrane transporter activity. Gene Ontology annotation, biological process: transmembrane transport. NCBI's taxonomy places the organism in Eukaryota, Fungi, Ascomycota, Eurotiomycetes, Eurotiales, Aspergillaceae. The record is from RefSeq and is a predicted model, not a curated record.
AUGCCGGGCUCCGAUCGAGUCUCGCUGAAUCGCCGUUCCUCUACGCAACAUUACCAGACCUUUGAUACCCCUCCGCCCAAGUCGCGUGGACGACCGAACUCGGGCCAGUCCGAGUCCUCAGCAGAUGGCUCACACGAUCACCACCAUGAUGCCGCUGAUCACCCAGGAACACAAUCACCUUUGCCAAAAAGGCAGAUGGCCGUGCUAGCCAUGAUUGCCCUGGCCGAGCAGACUGCGCUGAACUCGAUCAGUCCUUAUCUUCCCGACAUGGCAUCGACAUUUCCCGAGGUGGAGCCGAGUCAGGUGGGUGUAUACGUUGGAACUAUUGCAUCUGCAUUUGCACUCGCACAAUUUGCUACAAACUAUUUCUGGGGCUGGCUCUCGGAUCGUGUUGGUCGCAAGCCGGUGAUCCUACUCGGCACAUUCUUGACUGCUUUGUGUUUCGUCGCAUUCGGGUUCUGCAGGACCCUAGGACAAGCCAUCGCAGUGCAGGCACUGAUGGGUGUAGUCAAUGGCAACCAGGGACUGGUAUCUACAUGCCUGGGAGAAAUCACCGACCGCAGUAAUCAGUCACAGGCUUUUACUUACCUUCCUGUUCUGUACGGAAUUGGCGGUAUAACCGGUCCUCUUCUGGGAGGGCUUUUUAUCUUCGAAACAAAUCCCUUCACCGGAAACAAAAACCCCUACCCAUACCUUGCGCCUAAUCUCGUGGCUGCCGUCAUUCUUCUGAUUGACUUCGCGCUGACAACUCUUUUCCUCCAAGAGAGCCUGGAAGAUGCAGAGAGUAUCCCAAAGAUUGGAAGAAAAGUACGCAGCCUUUUCACCUGGCUCUGGCAGUUUACCAGCUCUUCUCGUCGGCCAACAUAUGUGGCAGCUCCGCAGGGGGUUCCAUAUCCCCAUGACCACCGUGGCACAGAACAGGAAGACCAUGACAGUGACCUAGAUUCUGCAUCGGAGGUGUCUAGCCUGCUCGGACACCACGAGGAACUUGCUUGGGAUGAAAUUUUCACCCGAGAUACUAUAUUGCUUCUCUUGACUUACCUGAUUUUUGCCUUUUGCAACGUCUCUUUCAAUUCCUUGUUCCCCAUCUUUGCACAAGCUAAACCACCGGCGGGACGAUCACUCACCCCGUCUGAGAUUGGGCUUUCGCAAGGAUUUGCUGGCAUCGUGACCAUUAUUUUCCAGAUCUGCAUCUUCAAUCGCCUACGCGACAAGAUGGGCAAUAGAUGGUCUUACCGCGCGGGGCUUUUUGGCUUCGUCAUCUCAUUUAUCUUGAUGCCUUUCAUCGGGUACAAGAGCUCAAAGACUGAGAAUUUGACUGGCAAGUCCGCGCUCAUGGCUAUAGAAUUGUGCUUUGUCUUGUUAGUCAAGACUAUAGCCUCCGUGGGUGGCUUGACUAGCGCUUUGCUCUUGAUCACCAACUCCGCCCCCAACAAUGCCGUCCUGGGUGCGCUCAAUGGUCUUGCUCAGACCCUCUCCGCAGCCGGACGAGCAGUCGGCCCAUUCCUAUCCGGAGGACUUUUCUCUCUAACGGCGAAGGUCCAACCCAAAGGCGAGGCCCUAGCAUUCGGAGUCUUUGGUGCCGUUUCCUUUGUUGGAUUCAUCAUGAGUUUCGGAAUUCGAGGCCGAUCCCUCGAAGCAGACGGCUGGGGCGAGGAGAGUGACGAUGAUGGAAUUGACAAGUCGGACGACGACGAGCCAAGUGCCCCUUGA